This is a messenger RNA of Cynara cardunculus var. scolymus (artichoke), 3309 nucleotides long. RefSeq names its product cation-chloride cotransporter 1-like. The record is from RefSeq and is a predicted model, not a curated record. Gene Ontology annotation, cellular component: membrane. Gene Ontology annotation, molecular function: chloride:monoatomic cation symporter activity. Lineage: Eukaryota; Viridiplantae; Streptophyta; Magnoliopsida; Asterales; Asteraceae. Gene Ontology annotation, biological process: monoatomic ion transport; transmembrane transport. The coding region runs from base 245 to 3178 and encodes 977 amino acids. The transcript is spliced from 13 exons.
GAAAUCGGAUAAAGAGAGAAAUAAAAAGACACAGUUUUUUGUUCCUAUUUUUUAGCUCUCUAUUCAAAAGGAAGAACAUCCUUCCUCCUUCAAAGGCGUUUCAAUCUCCAGAGACAUUUCUUAAGAUCAUAAACACGAAAUCAUCGCCAUUUCUCUCUGCCCCUUCAUUCUUUCUCUCUCUCUAUCUCUCAUAUAUACAAAUAUCCCCUUUUUUUGUUCAUUUCUUGAUAAUUCAGGAGACUAAAUGAGGAAUGAAGACAUGGAAGCCUCUGACAACGACGACAUGCCCACGCCGGCACGACCAGGAGAUCGGAGUUACGGCCCAGUCGCAGUCGUCGCCCACGAUAAUGAUCCCGUCGUCCUCGAGAUGUCCUCAUUUGAUCCUGGAUCGUCAUCUAAGGCCAAUAAUUCCUUGAAGAGAGUGAAAACUAGGCAGCCAAGCAUGGGUGCAGGUGGUAGAGAAGCAAAUAGUGCUCGGGGAGAAUCUAAACUUGAAUUAUUUGGAUUUGAUUCUCUUGUAAAUAUUCUUGGUCUUAAAAGCAUGACUGGGGAGCAGAGCCUUGUGUCUAAUAGUCCUAGAAGCGGUGAGCAUCGUUCUACUGCUGAACAGCAUCCAAAGGUUCGUAAUGAAGUCAAAUUCGGGACAAUGAUGGGAGUCUUUAUCCCAUGCUUGCAGAACAUUUUGGGAAUCAUCUACUACAUCCGAUUUUCUUGGAUUGUUGGCAUUGCUGGCAUAAGUCAAUCCCUAUUGUUAGUGUCCUUAUGUGGUUUGUGUACUUUCUUGACUGCUGUAUCAUUGAGUGCAAUUGCAACUAAUGGUGCAAUGAAGGGUGGGGGACCUUACUAUCUCAUUGGUCGUGCUUUGGGGCCUGAAGUUGGAGUCAGCAUAGGACUGUGUUUCUUUUUAGGGAAUGCAAUUGCCGGUGCCAUGUAUGUGCUGGGAGCAGUGGAGACAUUUCUAUCUGCUGUGCCAAAAGCUGGGAUCUUUAGAGAGACUGUCACAAAAAUAGAUGGUUCAGAAGUUGAACCUAUUACUAGUCCAAGUGUACAUGACCUUCAAAUUUAUGGGAUUGUCGUCACAAUCAUUUUAGUUUUUAUAGUUUUUGGUGGUGUAAAAACGAUUAACAAGGUCGCACCAGCCUUUCUUAUACCUGUUUUAGUCUCGUUGCUUUGCAUCUUCAUUGGGAUACUUCUGGCAAGGAGGGAUAAUCCAGUUGGAGUCACGGGCUUGAGUUUGAAUUCUUUUAGAGAUAACUGGGGUUCUGAUUAUCAAACAACAAAUGACGUUGGGAUACCUGAUCCUGACGGAGAGAGAUACUGGACCUUCAAUGCAUUGGUAGGGCUUUUUUUCCCUGCUGUAACGGGAAUUAUGGCUGGUUCUAAUCGCUCGGCUUCAUUGAAGGACACCCAGCACUCCAUUCCUAUUGGGACGCUAGCUGCGACACUGACAACUACUACCAUGUACAUAAUAUCUGCACUUCUUUUUGGAUCAGUUGCUACAAGGGAUAAACUUUUAACUGACAGAUUACUGACAGCUGCCAUUGCUUGGCCAUCAUCAGCGAUGAUAUAUGUAGGCAUUAUUCUUUCAACAUUGGGUGCGGCUCUACAAAGCCUUACAGGUGCCCCACGUCUCCUUGCAGCAAUUGCUAACGAUAACAUCCUACCUGUUCUUAACUACUUCAAGGUUCCAGAUGGUGAUGAACCUCAUGUUGCAACUCUGUUUACGGCAUUCCUAUGUAUUGGGUGUGUUGUAAUUGGGAAUAUUGAUCUUAUCUCUCCAACCACAACCAUGUUUUAUCUUCUGUGUUAUGCGGGUGUCAACUUAUCCUGCUUUCUUCUCGAUCUCUUAGAUGCUCCUAGUUGGCGUCCUCGCUGGAAAUUUCAUCACUGGAGUGCCUCUCUAUUUGGAGCAUGUCUUUGUAUUGUAAUCAUGUUUUUGAUUUCUUGGUUAUUCACUGUCGUGGCACUGGCUCUUGCUAGCCUGAUAUACUAUUAUGUGAGCAUCAAAGGAAAAGCUGGGGACUGGGGAGAUGGUUUCAAGAGUGCUUAUUUUCAACUAGCUCUUCGAAGUCUUCGAUCUUUAGGAGCGAACCAAGUUCAUCCAAAGAACUGGUACCCUAUACCGCUCAUUUUCUGUCGACCAUGGGGUAAGCUACCGGAAAACGUACCCUGCCAUCCGAAGCUUGCCGAUUUUGCCAACUGCAUGAAGAAAAAGGGAAGGGGGAUGUCUAUAUUUGUGUCUAUUCUGGAUGGGAACUACCAUGAGUGUGCUGAAGAUGCCAAAACUGCCUGCAAGCAGCUUGCUGCAUACACUGAUUACAGACGAUGUGAAGGUGUGGCGGAAAUAAUAGUCGCCCCCACAAUGUCGGAUGGUUUCCGGGGCAUUGUUCAAACUAUGGGACUUGGUAAUCUUAAGCCAAAUAUAGUGGUGAUACGGUAUCCUGAGAUUUGGCGUCGGGAGAACUUGACGGAGAUUCCAGCUACUUUUGUGUCGAUAAUCAAUGAUUGUAUUGUUGCUAACAAAGCGGUUGUUAUAGUGAAAGGGCUUGAUGAAUGGCCGAACGAGUAUCAACGACAAUAUGGUAUGAUUGAUCUGUAUUGGAUUGUUAGAGAUGGUGGUUUAAUGCUACUUUUAUCUCAGCUUCUGCUAACGAAAGAGAUAUUCGAGAGCUGUAAGGUGCGGGUUUUUUGUGCGGCGGAGGAGGAUUCUGAUGCGGAGGAGCUCAAGGCGGAUGUGAAGAAGUUUCUUUAUGAUCUGCGAAUGCAAGCGGAUGUGAUUGUGAUAUCGAUGAAGUCGUGGGACCACCGGAUCGGAGGAUCGUUGGCUCAGGAUGAAUCGUUGGAUGCGUUUACAGAAGCUCAAGGACGGAUUAAAGAUUACUUGAAGGAGAUGCGGGAGAGGGCGGAGAGGGAAGGAAAACCGCUGAUGGCGGAUGGGAAGAAUGUGGUUGUGAAUGAACAGCAGGUGGAUAAAUUUCUUUACACAACUCUUAAGCUGAACUCUACCAUCAUGAGCCACUCGAGAAUGGCUGCGGUGGUGCUCGUCAGCCUUCCGCCGCCGCCACUCAACCAUCCAUCGUAUUUCUACAUGGAGUAUAUGGAUUUGUUGGUGGAAAAUGUUCCUAGGAUUUUGAUUGUUCGAGGUUAUCGUAGAGAUGUCGUCACUCUCUUCACAUAGUUUCUUUCUUUCUGUCAAGUCUGUUUUGUCACAUCAUAGAGCUCUGUUGUAUAUUCUUCACAUGUUCAUACGAUGAUACCUUGUAAAUCAUUUAGAAAAACAUAAAUAAAUAAGUUGUUUAUUUAUUUAAA